GAAGAUGCUCUUAUAUACAGUCUACUCCAGCCUCCGGCCGGGCACCCAGCGUGCCUUUUCUUCUUCCAUCACAGCCUAGUGUGCGCUCUCUCUCGUGGGCACGCUUGGGCGACCGUCGUCGCCGCCGCCACCGUCGCCGCCUACGAUAGGUGGCCAGGUCUUCUUCGAUCUCUCCGCCGGAGACGAGCACCAUCAGGGUAUAGAUGUGUACGUCAAUGUCCUUUACCGGGUCCACCCCUGAUUAGCAAAUGGCUACGAUUCUGGUAUUGCGAUGUGUCUAGGGCCUGCCCUGGCAUGCUGACCUGAGCUGGGUAGCUGAUCCAUUUAUCGUUAGACUGUCGCGAUCUAUGGUUUAGGGUAAAGUUGUACAGCUGAUCAAUCAAUAGCUAGAUCGAUUGAGCCAAUGUCUGCACCUGACGUUGUCGGUUUUACUAGUUGCCAUAAUGGUGGAGCUAGAAGUUGCUUUGUUAUCUAGAGAAUAGGCUUGAUAGUAGCCUGUGAGUGAUGUAUUAUGCAAUGAAGCAAUGUGGCAUGUUUGAGGUUCGUAGUUAUCAGUUUCCAGUUAUUAUGUGGAUUAUGCUACAUUUGUCGUCAUGUUGAUUUUGUCUCGUUAGUCUAUGUGAAGUGAUGACAUACACGUGUGACGUAUGACUGAUUCUUUUAAAACCAUACCUUUUUCCUUGUGGGUCUUCAAUGAUUUCUUGUUUACGUAUUGCCAAUAAUGAACUGACUUUUUCUUAAGAACUGUUUUGCGUGAAAAACUAUGUAUUUUGUUGAAGAGUCAUUUUCUUUUUGACUAGCAAGUUCUGAUCAGAUAGGUGAGAAGUGCCACCUGUUGCUACUCUGUUAAUGAAAUAGUCAUGAGGACGUAGGGGUGUGAGGGAAGGUGUUGUUUGUUUCGUGUUCUUCACUUAGUUACAGAUGUGCAAUAUAUUAGCACACCAAGUUUCUGAGUUGCAGAUCAUUCGUAAAAGUUUAUUUGUUUACGUUUGAUUAGCUCAUGCCAUUGUUUUACACAAGUAUGAGAAUGAAAUGGGCAAAUCUACUAACUUAUUAUACACCUACAACAGGAAAUAAAAGUUCACUUGGUAUAAUUUGUAUUGUAAUAAACACUAUUUUGACGAACCAAUUUGACAUGUCAUUAGACCUGUUACUAUUACUGGCGAAGCCACCACCAUCCAUCCUUUUAUCUUUAGUCCUUUCGUUGGAUGAUUAGUCACACAGACAUGAAUUAAUAAUCUACAUUGAUUUUAUUAUCGUGGCUUUUAUAUCUAUGCAUGCUUAUUAAGGCGGUAAGGUGAGGCGUGGUGGCCCACCCUAUUCCAGUUGCCUAGGAGAAUCAGGUGCGCGGCGAGGUGACACCAUACACAUACUCUCACCUACAUCAGAGCAGGACAAACAUCAGGGCCGGAUCUAUAUAGUAAUUAGACAGUGUGGCCGCACCCAUACAAAAAUGAAAAACAGUGAUUAUGACCAAUAUUUUACCAUAUUCGCACCCUCAUGAUAAAAAUCUACACACCCACAAGCCAAGCGCACCCCCUCGAAUUUGCUAUAGCUUAGCCCCUGACAUACAUUGAUACAUAUACCUUUUUGCUGCCGGUUUUAGAGCCUAUGCACAAGCAGCCACCACGCACUAGCUAGAGCACAAGCAGAAUACCAUAUCAAAGAAAUAUAUCCAAAUCUGAGUCCAGGAACCAAGCAAGCAUAAAUAUAUUUCAGACUUUUGAACAGAGGAAGGAAAGGGGAAGAAGAGAAGAGGAAGGGAUUGCGAUGGAGAGCAAAGGAGGGGAGAUGAGGGUACUUGUGAACUGACGUGAAGGGUCCUGGGCUACAGACAGGGUAUCGAGCAGAGGAAGGACACACUAAGACACUAAGUCCAUGUAGAAGUGGAAGCAGUCAUUAAUCGACGAGGUAGACCAAUAGAGGUCAGAGGUUCGGAUUGGUGGGUGGAGGUUGGACAUCAGAGGCUGAUGGAGCAGAGGUUGGGGGCAACGUAUCAGUGGUGGUCAUGGAGUCACAGUAAGAGCUGUGAAUCGGUGGAGCGGAAGGGGCGGGAGUGGCUGGAUGAGGCAGGACUUGCCUCUGGAUUACAGGUGCCGCCGCCACCAUCUUCUCUUCCCUUUUCUCCUCUCUUUCUCUCCCCUUCUCCCAAUUAGCGAGCUGCAGGGAUGCUGUGCGUUCUCUUGGGAGGUAUAGGGCUAUAGGCGCAUGAUUUCCCAUCCACACGCUUAGCUCUCUCUAGUUUUCCCCAUGUGCAUAGCUCUGCGAACUUUUCCCUGCACGUGCAGCUGCUUUUUUGCUCAUGCGGCGUUGGUGCCAUACCUUGGUGACGACUUUUACACGUGAGUCAACGUCAUACACAGGGAGGUUACUAUUGGCAUGGCACUUUGAUUGGAAAGCACCUAGAUGCCUAGGCAAUGCCUUAAUAACCAUGUAUCUAUGCUCUAGCCUACCCAACUUGCUUGGAACUAAUGCUCUGUUUGGUUGCUUCUUGCUUGUCUUAGGAACUAGCCAUGCGAGGCCUAAGUCAGCCCAGUCCUGAGGCCUGGCCUGGUUGGAGCAAGCAUUUUGCUCAGUGGUUGGUUUGCCUACAGAGAUUAGCCCGUAUUACAAACGUUGUGUUUGAUUGUCUAGCUUGUAUUGGAUAUGUUGGUGACUGGUUUUUGUGGAGUGACUGUUGCUGAGAAGAGACCAAUGAUGCAAUCUCGUGAUGUUGAUAAAUAUUUGAACAAAGCUGACAACAUUAACCAUGUGCUCAUGAACUCUGGCGACAUUUCUAAAAUUGGUGGUCACUGCCUGCAUGGUACACAUGGUUUGGGGACUCGGCUAGAUUCUGAUGCUCAGAGCUCAUCCCCUGGAGAAAAUAUGAACAACAAAAUCAGAAGGCCCAUCGAAAUAUGUACCUUUGAUGCUCAAGGUCGGUGCAAGAAAGGAAAGAGUUGCAUCUCUCUUCAUGAAAGGGAGGGAUUUGGUUCUGCAAAGACUGGUCUGCUCGCACCAGCUGGUUCUGGAAAUCAUAGAGGUUCUGAAGGAGGUUCUCAAGUACAACAUAUAUCUGACUUGAAAGUGCAUCAGUUCAAGGAUUCAGAGGGUUUGUCAAAAGAUGAAAUGUGUCGGAAUCUUAUUUAUGCAUUUGGCAAAGAUAAUCAGAUGUCGGUACAUCUUGCUGGUAAACACAGCUCUCCCAUUCCUGGGGUUUCACAAAGGAUGCCCGUCAGCAUUGGUCAUUCAUUGGCUCAGAAUCCAUUAGUUCAUGAGAAGAACAACAAACGUUUCAUGGGACACCAUAUUGAUGUGGCUGCUGAAAACUAUUUGGAUGCUGGAGGUACCUAUCCAAGAUUAGAUGGAGGUAUUUUUCAGUUUGACAUAGACAAGGAAAGCAGUGUUAGUGAUUCCCAUGUCUCAAGAACUUACCUUUCAGAUUAUCCAUAUAAAUCAUUUGGCUUGUCUAUUUCAUCUGAUCCUCUCCAGCUCAGUGAGAAGCUGUCAGCAUAUGGUGGAGUGACAAAUACUAUUCCUAACAUACAUCAGAAAGAACAUCACUCAUGCCAUGCUUCAUACAGCUCACAUAGCUUAACAGGAUCCAGAAAUCCUUGCUUUGCUACCUCUGAACAUACUUUCGGUAGCCCAUCUCUUCUAGCAACUUCUCAUCUGGGAAUACAGUCCCAUCAUCUGUUCACAUCUGAUAUUGAGAAGGCUGAUCUCCAUAGAUGCCUUGAUGUUGGAAAGGGCUAUGGUACUUCUAGUUCUGGACCCGCAUUGCUUGUGAGCAGUAAACCUGAACCUUCUAUGACGCCAGUUGGGCCCCACUCUCCAAUUAAGAAUGAGGUCUGGGAAACAUCAGUGCCUUUUGUACCUUCUUUUAGUUUUCCUGAUAGCACAACAGCUUCAGAAAGUCAAUAUGAUCCAUUUGUUGACUAUGUUGAACCUCCUAAAGUUGGGAAUACAAAUAAUCUCAAGCCCUCCACUAUAUCCUGCAACAUUACAAGUCAGCAUACAGAUCAGUACGCAGUUACUGAUAAAUCCUUGAAUUGCAAUGACAAAUUGACCAGGAAUAUAACUGCCAAAGGAUCAAAUGAACCUGCUUACUUUAUUGCUCCUGAUAGAGGAUGCAGCUCUAGCCUGGAUGAUACUAUCAAGGUGAAAGCUUGUGACAGAAAAAAGGAUGCAGUUGAUUACAAUGAGAAAACAAGGGAUUUCCGUUUUCAUUUGGCAGAACAUAUAAAGGAGUUGGUCAAACCAAUAUGGAAAAAAGGUAAUCUGAGUAAAGAUGCUCAUAAACUGGUAGUGAGAAAAUCUGUCGAGAAGGUUGUGGACUCCAUUGAGCCAAAUCAAGUACCAACUACUGAAGAGUUGAUUACGAAGUACAUAGCCACAUGUGGACCAAAGAUAGAAAAACUUGUGAAGGCAUAUGUUGAUAGGCACAGUACAUGUCAUCCAACCAUCAAAUACAGCAGCUCUGAGAUGGGAGCUUGAGCUUAAUGGUGAUGACAGCUUGAACCUUCUGUCCUACCAAUCUGGUUAACCUUCAUUUGUAGGCCCAACAAGUUAAUAUUGGUAUGGCAGUCGUUUCAAAUAAUAUGUUUUGUAGCUUGAACCUGGUUGGUUUUGCAGACUUCAGUCUGAACUCCCUUAAGAGUAACUGGAGAUGGUAGAUUUUUAGUUUAUGUUUGCAUGUUAAAUGUGAUGUCAUCUAAUGCAGCUAAGAACAAGCUUAACUGCAUGUAUGGUUAUUGGUUAUCGAAUGUGUGUUAAACAACAAUGCAUACUCUUUUCUCCUCUUGUGCUUGAUGUAUUGUCCUGCCCCUUUUGUUUUGUAUUUUGUAUAAGUUGAGAAGUUCUCUUUUAUUUAGUGUUAUAGUGUUUGAAUAGAAGACACGUUCGUAAAGUGUGCCUACAUAACAUAAUUUAUAGUCAACUAUAGUUUACUAGAUGUUAUAUAGUUCAACACCGUGGCAAGAAAAAGAUUAGUAGGGCUACAAGGCCAUAUUAUUCAUUUUCUUAUUAGAUGUGCACUAAAAUACAAUAUCAAAACAGAGGAAGAUGGGGGUAGAAUAGCUUAAUAUCAAAUAUCAAACUAAAAAAGCAAGGGAUGACCAAUACUUUGACAAGGGGCAAUAUUGCAAGUGAGGAUGUAAAGAGAUACGACCUAGCCACAUGAUAACCUAGUUUCUAGACAGAGAGUGAACAUAGAUUAGUAAUAAACAUUCUACCUCAUUGUGGAACCCUACACAACAUAUGAUUGUGACGUUUACGGUAUAGGCCCUUAUCAUGUCAUGAUGAAGCUUUUGUUGGAUGGAUGGAAUGUUUUCAAGUCGGACGACUUGCUGGUCGUUCUGGCUGUCCGACUUGGGCGAUUAAUCAUGAUUGGUCCAAACCAUUUUGGACGAUUAAUCGCGACUAAUCGCGAUUAAUAGGAUGACCUGAAAACAUUGGAUGGAUGUUGACACGAUAUUGACUAAGUACUUGAAAGUUGAAACGUCUUGAUGCUGGACAUGCCUCUACCUUCUUGAUAGAGGGCCACCACCAUGGCAUUUUGGACGAUUAAUCGCGAUUAAUCGGACGACUUGAAAACAUUGGAUGGAUGUUGACACGAUAUUGACUAAGUACUUGAAAGUUGAAACUUCUUGAUGCUGGACAUGCCUCUACCUUCUUGAUAGAGGGCCACCACCAUGGGCAUUUUUCUCUAUGGCCAAUGGAUGUUCCGUUGUUUUAACUUUAACUCCAUCGAAUGUGUCAUUGUUUAACUCUUUGUAUUACCAUUGCAUAAGUUUAUUUGGUUGCUCCUUUUUUUUUCCUUCCACUUUGCCUUCGCUUGGGUUUGGUUAUCGAUGGUCCUAUCCUUAUUGAGUAGCUAGACCUUUCUCUCUAGCUUGCCAAACUUGUGACAAUUUUUUCUUGAACAAGCGUGAAAUGUGUGUCAUUGCAUUAAGAAAGUUUGUUACAACCAGUUAGUUUUCCAAAUUAGAUUUAUUCUAGUGUUUAAUAAAAAAGACCACAACCCAUGACACUAUCAAGGCAUCAGAGGCGAGUUAGCCUACAUCUGUAAUGAGGGGGAGUCAUUCUUGAAGAUGACAAAAAAUGACUACAACCCAUGGUACUAGCAAUGCUUUGUAGGUGAACAUCUUACAUCCUCUGUAAGGGAGGAGCCAUUCUUGAAGAUGACAUUGGUCUGAUGGUUCCAAAUUGUUGAGACACCAAGAACCACUCAAAUUUCCUUAUGCAUGGCCGUUGCAAUAUGUUUCUUCCCAUCAUGCUGAUCAAUUCUAGAAUGAUGAGGGAGUUGUAUCCCUUGUGCAUGUCUAUACCUAAUAUCAAAGUAUAGAACAUUUCCAUGCUCCUUCACUCCCUCGUGUCAUA
Zea mays is the source of this 6360-nucleotide messenger RNA. Its product is annotated as zinc finger C-x8-C-x5-C-x3-H type family protein. NCBI's taxonomy places the organism in Eukaryota, Viridiplantae, Streptophyta, Magnoliopsida, Poales, Poaceae. The coding region runs from base 2647 to 4476 and encodes 609 amino acids. The record is from RefSeq and is a predicted model, not a curated record. The transcript is spliced from 6 exons. Gene Ontology annotation, molecular function: metal ion binding.